This is a messenger RNA of Emys orbicularis (European pond turtle), 1251 nucleotides long. RefSeq names its product carbohydrate sulfotransferase 9 (gene CHST9). Gene Ontology annotation, molecular function: sulfotransferase activity. The record is from RefSeq and is a predicted model, not a curated record. Gene Ontology annotation, cellular component: membrane. The coding region runs from base 1 to 1251 and encodes 416 amino acids. The transcript has 3 exons. NCBI's taxonomy places the organism in Eukaryota, Metazoa, Chordata, Testudines, Emydidae. Gene Ontology annotation, biological process: proteoglycan biosynthetic process; carbohydrate biosynthetic process.
AUGCAGCCCUCUGACAGGGUCAUGAACCUGAGACAAGUCUUUGUGACUGUAUUGAUGUUUGGAGUAGCAGGUCUACUCCUCUUCAUGUACCUGCAGGCCUGGAUUGAAGAACAUCCUACAGCGUCUGGAGAAAAAUUACAACAGCAGAUAAUUAAUCAGGAUUCCAAGCUCCCGCACCCAGAGGAGCUUGCCACAGCACCAAAAAAUCAGAGUGCUGCUGCUAACCUCAACAAGCGACAGACAACUGUAAUCAUGGGCACACAUUCACAGGAGAAAGCCAGUCCUCUUGGUGAGAUAGCCAGCUCCUUGGUGAGCCGAUUAUCUGAACAGCAGAAGAUGACUAAAGCCUCUCUAAAACAACAAGUGAAUUUACCACCAGUGAUGCGCCCUUUAAAUAAAAGUUUAAUCAAAGAUGACAGAUGGAAAAACAUAGAUGAAGCUCAAGAGAAACGCAGAUAUUUUCUUUAUGACUUCUGUAAAAAAUACAGUAGUGAGAACCGGCUCAGAACCCAUCUAGUGCGUAUGGUAUCCAGAAUAUACGUGGAGGAUAGACACAAAAUCUUAUACUGUGAAGUGCCUAAAGCAGGCUGUUCCAACUGGAAAAGGAUUCUGAUGGUGCUCAAUGGACUUGCCUCUUCGGCAUACAGUAUUAGCCAUGAUGCCGUGCACUACGGAAAGCAUCUAAAGAAAUUGGACAGUUAUGACUUAAAAGGGAUACAGACACGUUUAAAUACCUACACCAAGACCAUAUUUGUACGUGACCCCAUGGAAAGAUUGGUGUCUGCAUUCAGGGAUAAAUUUGAACAUCCAAACAGCUACUACCACCCAGUGUUUGGAAAGGCAAUUAUUAAGAAAUAUAGACUUAAUGCACAUGAAGAGGCACUGAAAACCGGAUCAGGCGUGAAGUUCAAAGAAUUUGUACGGUAUUUGUUAGAUUCCCAGCGCCCAGUAGGAAUGGACAUACACUGGGAGCAGAUUAGUAGACUCUGCUAUCCCUGCCUCAUCAACUAUGAUUUCAUAGGAAAAUUCGAAACUCUAGAGGAAGAUGCCAAUUACUUUUUGCAAUUGAUAGGUGCUCCAGCAGAGCUGAAGUUUCCUAAUUUCAAAGACAGACAUUCCUCCGAUGAAAGAACAAAUAUGGAAGUAGUGAGACAAUACUUAAAGGAGCUGUCAGAUACAGAGAGACAGUUGACCUAUGAUUUUUAUUACUUGGAUUAUUUAAUGUUUAAUUAUACAAUGCCAAUUGUAUAG